CUCGGGGGAAUAAGGAAAAGCCUUCCUGCCGCUCGAAUUUAAACAUGGGAUGCAGUUUGUGCACGCUGCAGAAGCCCGAAGAGCAGUACAAGUUGCUGUAUGAAGUUUGUCAGGUCAAUGGGAAGGAUUUAUCCAAAGCCACCCACGAGCAGGCGGUGGAGGCGUUCAAGACAGCCAAGGAGCCCAUCGUGGUGCAGGUGCUGAGGAGGGCCCCGCGCGCCAAGGCCCACGAGCCGCAGCUGGUGGAUGUGGGCACCCAGACCGACAUCACCUUCGAGCACAUCAUGGCCCUCAGCAAGAUGGGCUCGCCCGCCCCGCCCGUGCCCGUGCUGGACCCCUACCUGCUGCCUGAAGACCAUCCAUCCGUGCAUGAAUACUAUGACCCAAAUGACUACAUGGGAGGAAUUCAUCAAGAAAUGGACCGGGAUGAGUUGGAAUUAGAGGAAGUGGAUUUACACAGAGUGAACAGCCAGGACAAGCUUGGCCUCACUGUCUGUUACAGAACGGAUGAUGAAGAUGAUAUGGGUAUUUAUGUGAGUGAGAUUGACCCCAACAGCAUCGCAGCGAAAGACGGGCGGCUCCGGGAAGGGGAUCGCAUUAUCCAGAUCAAUGGCAUCGAGGUGCAGAACCGAGAGGAAGCUGUGGCACUUCUCUCCAGCGAGGAGAGCAAGAAUAUCUCCUUACUUGUGGCAAGACCAGAAAUUCAGCUGGAUGAAGGAUGGAUGGAUGAUGACAGAAACGAUUUUCUGGAUGACUUGCACAUGGACAUGUUAGAGGAACAGCACCACCAGGCAAUGCAAUUUACUGCCAGCAUGCUUCAGCAGAAGAAGCACGAGGAGGAUGGAGGCACCACAGACACAGCCACUAUUCUGUCCAACCAGCACGAGAAGGACAGCGGCGUGGGGCGCACGGACGACAGCACUCGCAACGACGAGAGCUCCGAGCAGGAGAACAACGGCGACGAUCACACCACCUCCUCCAACACCCUGGGGAGCCAGAAGAAGCUGACCUACAGCCACGACACCCUGGGAAGCGGGGACAUGCAGUUCAGCAACGAGUCCUUCAUCUCAGCCGACUGCACCGACGUCGAUUUCCUCGGCAUCCCUGUGGACGAGUGCGAGCGGUUCCGGGAGCUGCUGGAGCUGAAGUGCCAGGUGAAGUCUGCCAACCCGUACGGGCUGUACUACCACAACAGCAUCCUGGAGAUGAGCAAAAGCGACCAAGAGAGCGUCGACAGGGAGCUGGAGAUGCUCAACGAGGAGCUGCGCAACAUCGAGCUGGAGUGCCUGAACAUCGUGAGAGCCCACAAGAUGCAGCAGCUGAAGGAGCAGUACCGGGAGCCCUGGAUGCUGCACAACAGCGGCUUCCGGAACUACAACACGAGCAUCGACGUGCGCCGGCACGAGCUGUCGGACAUCACCGAGCUGCCCGAGAAGUCUGACAAGGACAGCUCCAGUGCCUACAACACGGGCGAGAGCUGCCGCAGCACCCCGCUCACGCUGGAGAUCUCCCCUGACAACUCCCUGCGCAGAACUGCGGAAGGCGUGAGCUGCCAAGGAAACGAGGGGGCAGCGGCAUACAGCGUCUCCCAAAAGAAUCUGUGCAGCGGCUCAGAGAGCCACGAAUCCAGCACUGGUAAAUGCCACGCCUCCGCUAAAGAGCCUGACCUUGGAAAGCAGGUGGAGAGCAAGGAGAGGAAAGGCAGCGACGGCAGUAAAAGCCCCACUCAUGGCCAGAAGCCGUCGGGCUCCUACGUGUCCCCCUACCACCACUCCCCGUACAAACACGCUCACAUCCCCGCCCACGCCCAGCACUACCAGAGCUACAUGCAGCUGAUCCAGCAGAAAUCCGCCGUGGAAUACGCACAGAGCCAGAUGAGCCUGGUGAGUAUGUGCAAGGACUUGGCCUCGGGCCAGAGCGAGCCCAGGAUGGAGUGGAAGGUCAAGGUCAGGAGCGACGGGACGCGCUACAUCACCAAGAGGCCGGUGAGGGACAGGCUGCUGAGGGAACGGGCCAUAAAGAUCAAGGAGGAGCGCAGUGGAAUGACCACGGAUGACGAUGCCAUCAGCGAGAUGAAGAUGGGCCGGUACUGGAGCAAGGAGGAGAGGAAGCAGCACCUGGUGAAAGCCAAGGAGCAGAGGAGGCGGCGGGAGUUCAUGAUGCAGAGCAGGUUAGAGUGCUUAAAGGAACAGCAAGGCGCAGAGGAGAAGAGGGAGGUGAACAUCAUUGAACUGAGCCACAAAAAAAUGAUGAAGAAGAGAAAUAAAAAAAUUUUUGACAAUUGGAUGACGAUCCAAGAACUGCUAACCCAUGGAACAAAGUCACCGGACGGCACGCGGGUGUACAAUUCCUUCCUGUCAGUGACUACUGUAUAAUCAAUCCCCAGUGCUAAAUUAUGUACAUAAAACACUACCAGUGGGGUAGGAAUCGAUGCCUCGUUCAAUGUGGCAAGGUUUUUGUAUAUAAGAUACAGUCACCAAGUUUAUAGUUCAAAUACUGAACUCUACAACCGUGGGUGCCAGGAUCUCCAUUCUGCAGUGGAGAGGAAGCUUGCCCAUCUCCUUCAAAGGCAAUAUUAGCAGUGCUUUUUGGAAUACUGAUUGUACUUUUUUACUUGUUACCUUUUACAUGAAGUGUUUAAAUAUCAGAAAUGUAUUAAUCAUACUUACACAGGUAAUUUGCUUAAACUAUAUUCAUAUUAAAAGGUACCCGUGCUUUUCUUUACCUAAAAAAAAAAUGCAAGAAACCCACAAGAGCAACUGCACAUAUGUAUUUUUUUUUUGAAACCAUAUUUUGUGAUAUUAUUUUGCUGUUGUUCACUUCUACACAGAGUGCUGUUUAUCAAUACUUAGCUCAAGGUUUAAACUCAGAAUUAGAAUCAUUCUCUUCUAAUAUUUAACAUUUAUCAAACAGCAGUUUUUAGAGUUAUGCUCAACAUUUAAACAUUUUUCUCUUUAAGGUUUCUGAAGAAAGCAUAGAGGUUUCAUCUGAAAAGCCUGAGGCAAAGUACACUAUUAUGCAGCUUUAAAGGAUUUUAAAGCAUGUUUGCAAAUGUUGCAACCUAUUGAAGAAACGUGCAUGUACAGCUAAUUUGUUUAUAUAAGACAGUUUGUGGAAUUUGAAAAGCCCAUGGUAGUAACUGUUUGCUUUAUAGAUUUGAAUGUAUUGAAUUAUAAAAGCAGUUUCAUGAAAUCAUCAUUAGCUACAAACGUUAACAAGUAAAAUGAAGUAAAAUAAAUUAUUGUUUUAUAUUUCAAACUACUUCAAAUUCUUUUUAUUCCCUUCUGGUUUCACCACCUAGAAUACAAUUUUCUGGAGUGCAGCUCCUGUGCUGCAGAAAUGCCUGGACAGCCACUGGAGCCAAACCUGAGGAAAUAAUUGGCAUCCUGACUUUGGGGGGAAUUUGGAUUGAGGUUUUUCUUGAGGGAAGAGGCGAGGGAGAAGCACAAGGAAUAUCAAGAGUAAAAUCAGGCAAUGCUUAUCUUCAGCUCACAAGGCAUUUAAGGUGACUUGUAAGAAAGAAAUUGAACUUCUGCUCUCCUGCUUUGCUUUGGUUUGUGGUUUCUUAGUGGUGUAUAAACCCCACCUACAGCCUUCAGUGGGGGUUUGCAUUAAAAUCAGACAAUGCAUAAAUUAAAACAUAUAAAAACUAAAGCAAAUAAAUAUACAAAUUAAAGGAGAUGGUGAAAAAAUAACAGAGGUGUCAACGAGGUAUCACAGUCCUUUUUGUGUUUUCUAUUUCUGAUUAAGAAUUCAGAUAUAAAUUGGAAUAUUCUAUUGGAUUGAGUGAUGUAGACUCAUGAAUAGUUCCCAGAUUCUCCAUUCCCUCUCCCUUUUUCCUUGAAAACUUGCUCCCAAACCUUCUUAAGGUUUUGUUCUGGACUUCUCUGUCAUAACUCAGAUGAGCAAAAAUUGCAGUCUUAGUGACAGAAGUGCAAAUUUGGAAGGGGAGAGAUAUUAACAGCUUCUUGUGCCUAUAUUGUCUGUCAUCGAGAAGCAAACAACAGAUUUGUCCAGGUUUAUUUCUGUUCCCUCUGUGGGCUAGCACUGAAUUCCUUGGAAUGUGUCUGCCACACUCCACAGUGAACUCUAUAUACCUGGAAAUGCCCCUUCAGCCCGUGUAAUCUGGCACUCUUGUCAAUAAGCCUCUGCAAAUUUACCUUCAAACCGUAUUUUCCUCCGGGAUAAAGAACUAGUCCUACUGCAGUCUGUGAAAGGUUUCUCUAUUGACUUUGUCAGAGCUGGGAUUUCACCUGACAUGCACCAGCUGUUACCAUCACCAGUGGUACAGCAGGAAAAACACCAGAAUUUCACACACUGCUUUCAGUGCAAGGCAUUUGCCAUCUCUGUCUCAGAUCUGCUUCACCCUGAGGUCACGUUCUGUUCAUCCCAGCUGCAGGUGUGAGAGACACAGCAAAAUUCUUCCCCUCCUCAAGCCCACACACUCAGAGCUGUGAUCAGUGUGGAAUAACAACCCUCAAACCAGGCAUGAAAAAGCAGCUAAGCCACCUUUAGUCUGCCUGGGAAUAUUAGAGUAAGAUUUGAAAUGUUCUAAUGAGGAAUAAUUAUUAUCAAGCUGCUCCUCAUAAAAACAGACUCCUUUGGAAUAAACUCACAUGCAGUGGUUCCUUUGGGCACCAGUGACAUCAAUGCUGAGCAUUUUGUGCACUGGGUAGCAGCAGGAAUAUGUUUGGGAAUUCAGUGUUGUGUGCAGGAAUUACAGCAAAGCAUCCACAGUAUAAAAUUUACAUUUGUUAAGAUGGUGAAAUAAAA
Prinia subflava (tawny-flanked prinia) is the source of this 4773-nucleotide messenger RNA. Its product is annotated as E3 ubiquitin-protein ligase PDZRN3-like. The transcript has 8 exons. Gene Ontology annotation, cellular component: neuromuscular junction. Lineage: Eukaryota; Metazoa; Chordata; Aves; Passeriformes; Cisticolidae. Gene Ontology annotation, biological process: neuromuscular junction development; protein ubiquitination. The coding region runs from base 45 to 2375 and encodes 776 amino acids. Gene Ontology annotation, molecular function: protein binding; ubiquitin protein ligase activity. The record is from RefSeq and is a predicted model, not a curated record.